AUGCAAGGCAACACCCAGGAUGACUUGAACCCUGACCCAGAGAUGCAGGCUGGCAGUUCACAUCACCCCCACUCCCUGCACUUUAAUCUGGAUGACAAUGAUGAUGAUGAUGAAAGAGUAGUGGAACAAAAUGAGAAUGCUGGCAAGGUUAUAAGGGUGGAUCUGGAUGCUCAUAAUAAAUGGAGGGAGAGUUUUCACCAGUUCCAUCAAGAUAACAAUGAAAUGGACGUUGAUCUUCCAGAUAAUAGAUGGGCUCCAUUUUCCACAGAAUUAGACUGGAAAUUUGCACAUUGGGCAUUGCAGGAGGGGAUUGGCCAAAAAUCUCUUGACAGAUUACUGGCAAUUCCUGAAGCUCUUCUACCUCAGGGAGCAUCUGUUGCUCCUGUUAUAAUAGCGACAGACAAAACUCAGUUGACUCAGUUCUCAGGCGACAAGUCUGCAUAUCCGGUGUAUCUUACACUAGGCAAUAUACCCAGCUCUAUUAGGCGCAAACCCUCUCAGCACGCUUGUGUACUUAUUGGAUAUCUGUCUGUCAAUAAAAUGGUGAAAAAAGGCUUAACAACAAAGGAGAAGACAGCACGUGUUCAAAGACUUUUCCAUGCCUCAGUACGGAUGAUUUUGGAGCCACUUAUUGAGGCUGGACAUAAAGGAAUGGAGGUUACAGCAAUGUCUGGUGACUUGCUCAAAGUAUGGAACAUGUCCCAAGUGCAGGUGUCCAGCAACAGACCUUGA
Messenger RNA from Serpula lacrymans var. lacrymans S7.9, 732 nucleotides. RefSeq lists its product as uncharacterized. The transcript is spliced from 3 exons. The record is from RefSeq and is a predicted model, not a curated record. Lineage: Eukaryota; Fungi; Basidiomycota; Agaricomycetes; Boletales; Serpulaceae. Bases 1 to 732 code for a protein of 243 amino acids.